UUUGCAUUUGCAUUUCCCUAGAUUUGAACCAGUUAUCAACUGAAGUUACACUCUCACGGAGUGAAAUCAAAAUCGCUGACCCUCCACAAGGUCACUUUCACAGGAGACUAAAAUGGAAACUCAAGCAGAAAAUCAAACAGAGGAAACGGUGAACAACAAGUCAAACGUAAAUCAAGACGAGUUGAUCAUCCAGCAGCAAAGACAAAUCGAAAAAGAGAUCUCUGAAUCGACACCAUGCGUGGGCUCAAAAGAGGACCUGUCUGCCUUGGAGAGUGAAUACGCAGAGGACCAAAUUUACUUGGCGAAAGCUGCAGACUUAAAGAAAAAAUACAAGUCAGUUCGGAGAACAAGACCCGACGGCAACUGCUUUUUUAGGGCCUUCAGCUACGCUUACAUGGAACAGCUGCUCGACGACCCGACCGAAUUCAAAAGGUUCCAUGAAAUAGCUGCUAAGAGUAAAGAUGAUCUGGUGGAUCUCGGAUUCCCUAAGUUUACCGUGGAGGAUUUUCACGAGACUUUCAUGGACGUUUUAAAGAGUGCUGGUCCGUCUGAGGAAGAGUUAAAGAUGGAGGACCGCAUCUCAAAACUGCACGGGAUUUUCAACGAACAGGGAUACUCUGACUACGUGGUAGUUUAUCUGAGACUCAUAACCUCCGGGCAGCUUCAGAAGGAAGCCGAAUUUUACCAGAACUUCAUUGAAGGAGACCGCGGCGUCAAGGAUUUCUGCCAUCACGAAGUGGAGCCGAUGUAUAAAGAGAGCGACCACAUCCACAUUAUCGCCCUCUCCUCAGCACUGGGCGUUGGCGUCCGCGUUGUGUACAUGGACAGGGGAGUGGAGUCAGAGGUGAUUGCCCACGACUUCCCAGACGGCUGCCAGCCCAGAGUAAAUCUGCUCUACCGUCCUGGCCACUACGACAUCCUCUAUCCGUGACACUAGUCCCCUUGUCCCUCCUUACAUCUGCCUUUUUAAAUCAUAAUUUUUGUAAGCCACUCCUGUUUAUAAUAAUAUGUGGGUAAAUAAAUUUGCUAAAUAUUCAAAGCAUUGCCCUGAAA
Cloeon dipterum is the source of this 1053-nucleotide messenger RNA. RefSeq names its product ubiquitin thioesterase otubain-like. Gene Ontology annotation, molecular function: ubiquitin binding; cysteine-type deubiquitinase activity. Gene Ontology annotation, biological process: protein K48-linked deubiquitination. The transcript has 6 exons. Gene Ontology annotation, cellular component: nucleus. NCBI's taxonomy places the organism in Eukaryota, Metazoa, Arthropoda, Insecta, Ephemeroptera, Baetidae. The record is from RefSeq and is a predicted model, not a curated record. Bases 113 to 931 code for a protein of 272 amino acids.